Ailuropoda melanoleuca (giant panda) is the source of this 2079-nucleotide messenger RNA. RefSeq names its product zinc finger protein 134-like. Gene Ontology annotation, biological process: regulation of cytokine production; negative regulation of transcription by RNA polymerase II; regulation of immune system process. The transcript is spliced from 2 exons. NCBI's taxonomy places the organism in Eukaryota, Metazoa, Chordata, Mammalia, Carnivora, Ursidae. Gene Ontology annotation, cellular component: nucleoplasm. The annotation marks the transcript as partial. The record is from RefSeq and is a predicted model, not a curated record. Gene Ontology annotation, molecular function: DNA-binding transcription repressor activity, RNA polymerase II-specific; RNA polymerase II cis-regulatory region sequence-specific DNA binding.
AAGCCGGCGGAAGACGUCUGGGCGGGACUUCCGGCGUCUUCCUCGCGGAGGACAUUUUGUCCGCUCCUAGUGGAGCCCUCGGAGCGGAGCUUUGGGAACACUGGUGUGGUUCAGAGUGACGGAAGCGGGAAGGCACGGGAGGAGACCCUGUGCCCAUUGCAGAGAGGCUUGGCGGUGGCAGCGCCCGCGAAGGCUCCCUGGCCAGGGCCAAGCGACGGUGGUGCGUGGAUCCCCACCUGGGACUCCACGGCUCCGUGUGGUCCAGAUUGUGAUGGCGGCGGCCGCGGUGAUGGAUCCUGCGUAGGUUGUUGGUGUGCAGUGGAGGAUGAAGAGGCGCCUUCAGAGCAGAGCAUUUCUGUAGAAGUGUCACAUAGUAUUUCCAAGGCAGGUUCAUCAACCCAGAUGGCUCACCCUUGUGACAUAUGUGGCCCCAUCUUGAAAGAUAUCUUGCACCUGGAUGAACACCAGGAAACACGCCAAGGACUGAAACCUUACACAUGUGGGGCAUGUGGGAGACAAUUCUGGUUCAGUGCAAACUUUCUUCAGCACCAGAAGCAGUACAAUGUAGAGAAACCCUUAAGAAGAGACAAAGGCAAGACCUUGUUGGUUAAGAACUGUAGAGUUUGUGAAGAGCCUCACCUGUCAGAAAAGCCUUUUCCAUGUGAGGAGGAGAACUUCCAGGCCAGUUUGGGCAGUCACCAGCAAAACGCCAGUCACAGCAAGAAGAGGACAAGGAGCACCGAGAGUGGGGAGGCCUCUCACAGUGGACAUAUGCAUUAUAGGUGCAGUGAAUGUGGUAAGGCCUUCAAUCGCAAAGACACCCUCGUCCAGCACCAGAGAAUCCAUACCGGAGAAAGGCCUUACGAGUGCAGUGAAUGUGGGAAAGCCUUCAGCCGCAAAGCAACCCUUAUCCAGCACCAGAGAAUCCAUACCGGAGAAAGGCCUUACGAAUGCAAAGAAUGUGGGAAAGCCUUUAGCCGCAAAGACAACCUUACUCAGCACAAAAGAAUUCACACUGGAGAAAUGCCUUACAAGUGUAGUGAAUGUGGAAAAUACUUUAGCCAUCACUCCAACCUAAUUGUACACCAGAGAGUUCACAAUGGAGCGAGGCCUUAUAAGUGCAACAAUUGUGGGAAAGUCUUCAGACACAAAUCCACACUUGUUCAGCAUGAGAGUAUCCAUACUGGAGAAAAUCCAUAUGUUUGCAGUGAUUGUGGGAAAUCCUUUGGCCACAAAUACACCCUCAUUAAACACCAGAGAAUUCACACUGAGGCAAGGCCUUUUGAGUGCAUUGAAUGUGGGAAAUUCUUUAGUCGAAGCUCUGACUUUAUUGCACACCAGAGAGUUCACACGGGGGAAAGGCCAUUUGUGUGCAGCAAAUGUGGGAAAGAUUUUAUCAGAACAUCCCACCUUGUUAGGCACCAAAAAGUUCACACUGGAGAAAGGCCAUAUGAGUGCAAUGAAUGUGGGAAAGCCUAUAGUUUAAGCUCCCACCUCAUUCGGCACCAGAAAGUUCACACUGCAGGAAGGCUUUAGGAGGGCUUUCAGCGUAGCAACGGGACUCCUAGGGAGAGGAGCUCUGUGAUUAUCCUUUGGGAGGAAGACAUCAAACAGAUCUUGAUUCUCAUAUAUCAGCAUUAACACCAGGGAGAUACCUUAUGAAUGUCAGGUACAGGGAUGUGUUCGUGGGUUGUGCUGCACUUUCAGACAGGUCCUUGACAGAUUUGUCACUCAGUGCUUGUGACUGAAACUAUCUUAUCUCUACCAGUUUAGUUACCAUAAUAUCCUCAGGGAAGGUAGAACUUUGUACUCUCCAGUCCCUGGAGGGAAUUACCAGAAUCCUGAAUUAAAUGGGAUUUCUCAUUUCCUCCCCCACUGACUGAUUCAAGGUGUGGACCUUACUGUACAUCCAAGAGGAUCUGAGCUGUAUUCUGGCUUACAGAAAAGGUUUACUUUCUUCAUGGACAUUGUUGGUCUUGUGGUACUUGUGACAGAUUUUCCAGCCUCCAGUCACCCUACCUGGACUACUACUUAUGUUGCUCUGGUGUCUGUGAUAAUAAAGACCUUCUUAUUAUUUAA